Molecule: messenger RNA, 1336 nt
Organism: Lepisosteus oculatus (spotted gar)
Lineage: Eukaryota; Metazoa; Chordata; Actinopteri; Semionotiformes; Lepisosteidae
Source: RefSeq, a predicted model, not a curated record
UCAAUAAUAAAAGCAAAGGGCCAAAACCUGAACCCUGAGGCACACCGUGAUUGACUGGGGCCAUGGGGGAUUCAUGAGGACCAAGGUGAACGGUGAUUUGACCUGCAGGAUGCUAGAAAAAUUUGGAACAACCGGAUUAUUCAAAGACGGGCAGUUACUGAUUGGUGGUGUUUUCCCUGUAUUUACUAAAGAGGAAAACGUUUACGUGUCGUUUGAAACUCGGCCACAGCAAGCGAAAUGUGUUGGGUUUGAUCUGCGUGCUUUUCGAUGGACCCAGGCGAUGAUUUUUACCAUAGAGGAGAUCAACAAGGACAACAGUUUGCUUCCCAACAUCACUUUGGGCUAUCGAGUCCUCGACAACUGCGCCUCUCCAACUCUAACUGUAAGCUACACUUCAACAUGUACGUGCCUCAGCAAUAAAAAAGAGUUUCCGACAUUUUCACGCACAAUUCCAAUGUAUGCCAUCGUGCAUGCACUUCAUGACUUACUGUUCUGUGCAAAAGAAAAAGGUACAACUGUACUGUGUGGAGAUGUUUCAAGAAUAGAGCCCUGGCAGGUCACAAAACAUCUAAAAAGAGUCAACUUUGUGAACCGUUUUGGAGAAGCUGUGUACUUUGAUGAGAACGGAGAUCCUCCUGCUGCCUAUGACAUUAUAAACUGGCAACUCAACAAAGGAGUGGUCAGCCAUGUGACAGUGGGUCACUUUGAUACAUCACCAGAUGGAGGCAGUCAGCUAGUGAUUGAUGAGGACAGUAUUGUCUGGAGCACUGGGAGAGAGGUUCCAGCAGGAGUGUGUUCUGAGAGCUGCCCCCCAGGCACAAGAAGAGCAGCCAGGAAAGGCCAGCCCAUCUGCUGCUUCGAUUGCAUUCCUUGUGCUGAUGGUACCAUAGCAAACACCACAGGUGCAGCUGAGUGUGUGGAAUGUCCACAGGACUACUGGUCUAAUGAUGGAAAAGACAGCUGCAUCCUCAGAGACAUUGAAUAUCUUUCCUACUAUGAUGCAAUGGGAAUCACACUCACUACUGUGUCAUUGUUUGGACUCUGCUUGACAGUAGUCACUAUUUCAGUCUUCUUUUCCUUCAGAAGCACACCCAUUGUAAAAGCCAACAACUCUGAGCUCAGCUCUCUCCUGCUGUUCUCUCUGCUGCUAGAGUUGGACGCAGGGGAGCUGGCUUUUCCCAGUCUCCAUUUCCCUCUCCAUGACCUUGCAUGGCUCCUCCCACCGCGGUCUCCCAGCCAUCACCUUCCCAGUGGCGGAUUCAUGGACUGUCUCAGUGCGCUCUCAGAGGGAAGGGGAAAACAUCCAGUUGACUUGUCCACGCAAGACGCUGGGUAG